CGCAAAUAAACAGACCUGUAGAACUCCUCCAGGGAAACAUUUCAGCAUAUCUCACUCACUGUCUGUCUGACACCGACAGACACACCUCCAGUGCGCCGGUGAUUAGAGAUCACUCUGUGUGUGUGUGUGUGUGUGUGUGUGUGUGUGUGCGUGUGAGUGUGUGUGCGUGCGCGAACCGGCUUGAAACAUGUUUGCGAUCAUCUCUAAAGCGAAGAUGUGUUGAGAAGUGAGCUUUUGUUAGUACGAGCGAAAUAUGUUUGUUGAAGGGUCACGCCGUGUGUGCGUGAGAAAGAGAGAUAGUGAAUGCGCGAGAGAGUGAAAGAGAAAGAAAGGAGAAAGAGAUGGGGGAGUGUGAGGAAGGGAGGGCAGAGAGACGGAAAGAAAGAAAGAGAAUGGAAGAAAUAGGUUUGUGUGUGUAUGUGUGUGUGAGAGGCAGGCACAGUCAGUUCUGAUAACAGCAACAGUAGGAGGAGGAUGAGCUUGGCUCCGCCCCCUUUGCCUCUCGCAGCUAUAAAUAGGAGCUGGUGUUUUUUGCUCAUCUCACUUCUCUUGAAGGAUGAGGUCCCUGAAACAUCUCAAACAUCACACCAGGAGUAAUGUGGAAGAGCAGGAAGUUCCUCUGGUUCGCUGCUAUUCUAAAGUGAUGGAGCAUGCAGUGGACGUCAGCACUCAGACUGACCCGGUGGUGGUCCUGUCCCUGGCCCAGGCUGCUGUGCUGGGACUCAUAUCACAGAACGAAAUCUUCGGAGCCACAAUUGCCCCAAACGGUUUCUACACGGGAGAGGGACGUGAAGGCCCCGCUCCUCCUGCAGAAUCCAUGGAGUAUGAAUAUGCAGAUCAGCUAAUUGGAGCCAAUGGAGACUAUCUAUCCGAGCCUCACGGGGAGAACAGGAGGCCAGAAGGGCUCUACGGGGCGGAACGCAGGCGUCCAGGACCCCGUGGGAGGACCAAGAGGCCCUUGAAUGAAGGAGCACCACAGGAAUCCACGGAGAGGUCUCUGGACACACCGAAUCAGGUGAAAGGAGAGAGGCCUGAGUUCUCUAGCCCAUGUUAUCUCUCGAAUCCCCAGCAACCUGACAAUGAGCCAGAAGUGUUGGACCUAGCACCUCAAAGAGUGCCAAUGAAAGAAGAGCAGUGUAACAAAGGCUACCCUGAGCCCUCGAGGGAGCCAGCCAUCCAACAGGUUGACUCUGACACUCAGACACAAGCCCACCAAAGCCCUGUGGGGCAUGGAAAAGCGUUGGUGGAGUCCUCUGAGGGAGGACGGGGAAAGGAGGAGGAACAGGAAGAAGAGGAGGAGGAAGUGGAGGAGAGAGCACUGAACCUGAAAACCACAGAGGAGGAUGUGAGCCCAGUAAUGAGGCGUUACUAUGAAUCCAGUGUGACAGCAUAUGAGGCUGCUGAGAUGGGCCUGCCAGGAGACUAUGAGGAGGGCGGCCAGGCCAUGAUGUGGACAGAGGGUGAGAACUCCUUGGGUAGACGGAUGCAGAUCGACCGGCUAGAUAUUAACGUGCAAAUCGACGAAUCCUACUGUGUGGAUGUGGGAGAAGGCCUGAAACGUUGGAAGUGCCGCAUGUGCGAGAAGUCCUACACUUCGAAGUACAACUUGGUUACGCACAUCCUUGGUCACAAUGGCAUCAAACCACAUGAGUGUCUGCAUUGUGGAAAGCUCUUCAAGCAGCCCAGUCAUCUUCAGACGCAUCUGCUAACGCACCAGGGGACGCGGCCACACAAGUGCACCGUCUGCAAGAAGGCCUUUACCCAGACUAGUCACCUUAAACGGCACAUGUUGCAGCAUAGCGACGUCAAGCCUUACAGCUGCCGCUUCUGCGGCCGAGGAUUUGCCUACCCUAGUGAGCUACGUACUCAUGAGACCAAACACGAGAGCGGCCACUGUCAUGUUUGCACGCAGUGCGGCAUGGAGUUCCCCACUCACGCCCACCUCAAGCGCCACCAGGUCAGCCACCAGGGCCCGACGACCUUUCAGUGCACCGAAUGUCACAAGUCCUUCGCCUACCGUAGCCAGCUCCAGAACCAUCUGAUGAAGCACCAGAACGUACGGCCCUAUGUCUGCUCGGAGUGCGGCAUGGAGUUCGUGCAGAUCCACCACCUGAAGCAGCACAUGCUUACACACAAGGUACUGACACAGCAGGCCAUCGAACACAAGGGUAUGAAGGAAUACAAAUGCGACGUGUGUUCUCGCGAGUUCACUCUCUCUGCCAACCUGAAGCGACACAUGCUGAUUCACACUAGUGUGCGCCCUUUCCAGUGCCACGUCUGCUUCAAGACCUUUGUUCAGAAGCAGACGCUUAAAACACACAUGAUUGUCCACUUGCCUGUGAAACCUUUUAAGUGCAAGGUGUGCGGGAAGUCCUUCAACAGAAUGUACAACCUGCUGGGUCACAUGCACCUUCAUGCUGGUAGCAAACCCUUCAAGUGUCCUUACUGCACCAGCAAGUUCAAUUUGAAGGGCAACUUGAGUCGACACAUGAAGGUGAAACAUGGAAUCCUGGACACCUCAACUGAGGGACAAGAUGUCCUGCCUGAUGCAGAGGUUCAGGAAGAUUACGAGGAAGAGAGCUUUGAUUACAGUGAGAGGGAGAAUCUAGCCAGCAACAACGCACAAGAUUUGGCGAAACUUGCCAAAAUUAGCUACUACAACUACACUAAGGUUGCUUCUCGCUACAACACAACUUAAAAAGCUGACUGAGACACUAAAAUGUGGUUUACAGGGGGGGAAGAAAAAGACUGUAAUGGUCAUUUCUGUAGUACUCUUGGCUCUGACAAGAGCUAGUGAGGAAAUAGCCAUCAGGAAGUGGAUGUGCACUGGAAGCCAUUUUGGCUCUGUGAAACAGAAGUGAUAGCAGACUGAAGCUUCAUUUUAACAAUGUCAUUUCACAUUAGGGACCAUCCUGAAGCAUAAAGGACUGUGUGUGUAGGUGCUAUUUUUUUUUUUUUUUUUUUUUAAACAAAUGUUCCGCUUUUGCCCAUCACAGUGCAGUUCUUAAGAAGGAUAUCAUUUAUAAGUCACAUUCAAUGGUGCAGUGAAACAAUAUGCACAGAUGUAAGAAGGCACUUAAUCUUCACAGACAAUCCACAGCUCUUUAAAACACAGACGUGACUGCCACAAGGCAUGGGAUAGUUCACCCAAAAAGUGAAUAUUUUGUCAUCAUUUACUCACCUUUAUGUUGAUAACCAAACUGUUGCUGGUAACCCAUGAAAGUCAAUGGAUACCAGCAACUGUUUGGUUACCAAGAUUCUUCAAAAUAUUUUUUUGUUCAACAGAAUAAAGACAUUUCAUACAGGAACAACAUAAGGGUGAGUAAAUGUUGACAAAAUGUUCGUUUUCAGGUGAACUAUCCCUUCAAUCUUGUUGGUGGUUUUACUGUCCAUCAUACCAGUUUAUAGGACUUAACCAAAGCUGACAAAGUGCAAAUAGUUCUCAUUACGUUAACUUUCCUAGCAUUUAGUUUUUAAGCAUACUGCGACUUUUCAUUAUGAUUCCUUUUUCAGUAGUGUGUGGUUUUCAAGGAGCAUAUGCAGUUUGUAGCUCACAGUGGAUUGAGUUUGUGGGACGGUUUUUCCAGUGCCUGAUUUUUUUUUUUUUUUUUUUCUUCUUUGGAAAUAAUGAUGGGCCAAACCAUGGCAUUUGUUCACUGUAUAGCCUUCUGGAUAUCUUUUUGUUUUUACAUUAUUGCAAAUAGUAUUUAUUGUUCAAUGUUCUUGGCAUUCAUAAGUGUAAAUACAUUGCCAGUGUUCCAGAUGGACGGAUUUUAUUUCAAGUUAAAAAUAUACAAGCUAAGCCAUGGGUUUAGUUCAAUUUGAAUAUAAUUGCAUUAUUUACCCAAGUGCAUUGUUUGGUCCAUCUUCUCUAAAAUACAAGAAUCUUCUGUCUAAAUUCAAUAUUUUUUUUCCAUCUUUAGUUUGAUGAAUGUAAUAAUACAAACUAAGAUUUGUCCCUUUAAAGCGUUCAAUAUUUCACAAAGCCAUGCGUCAGCCAAAAAACUGUUAAAUAUUUAAUCUUCGUAAAUCUCUGAAAUGUCUUAUUAGUUUGCAGUCUGUUCUUCUAUGUACUACGUACUAGCUAACUAUGUGGGCUAAAUUCAUUUCUUUUUAAAAAUGUGAUAACCUUCUAGCAUUUUCUUUUGUUUGUUUUGGUGUGGCUUAAAUGACCUUAUUCUAAACCUCAUCCAAUUUAAUCUCCUUGGACAUAAAACCUUGUAACGUGCACUGCAUCUUUCACAAAGUCACCAAUACUGGUUGAAUUUUGACGAGGAUGCCCUAAAAACACUGGACAAAAAUAUUAACUGCCCUUGUGUGUGCAAGAGAGUGUCUCAUCCAUCAUUCCCGCGCAGAGCUCAGGAGUGAUGAACGACAGUCUGUCGACAUGUGACAGGGCUUGAGACCCAGCAGAGAAUGAUUGGGGAAAUUCACCAUCCAGCUAGGCAACUCAAAAUGUUAAUGUGUAACACAAGAUUUGGUGCAUUUGUUUUAAAUUGUUGUGUCCUUGCAUUUUGGGCUGUUCACUCUAAGCUAGACAGGAGUUUUAGUUUUGUAUAAGCUUUCAAUUCUUUUGUUGCACACUGAUGUGAAUAUGAUGUUGAUAAAUGUUAAACGUUGUGCUAUGGACAUUAUAAAUUAAUACAUUUAUUUACCUUUAAA
Onychostoma macrolepis is the source of this 4662-nucleotide messenger RNA. It is a transcript of the gene znf710a, whose product is annotated as zinc finger protein 710a. Bases 557 to 2698 code for a protein of 713 amino acids. Gene Ontology annotation, cellular component: nucleus. Lineage: Eukaryota; Metazoa; Chordata; Actinopteri; Cypriniformes; Cyprinidae. The record is from RefSeq and is a predicted model, not a curated record. The transcript has 5 exons.